AAACACGGCAAACACGCGUUUCACGUGACGUGAAAUGACCGAAGCUGCGGCGGACCUGGACAAUCCCAGUCUAACCUGAAGAGAGACUGGAAGUUGGAAGUUCGAGAGAAGCCGACGGUCGAGAGAGAAGCUGCCAACUCCCUGAUACUUAUACCUUUUUCCUACCCCCAUCCCACCCACUACCAUCACUACCCAUAAUGUCGACCGAUCCUAAGAUCCAGGACCUGCUCAACAAGCCCAAGAGCGAGCUCACUGAAUAUGAGGUCUCCCUCGUCGAGGAACACGAGCUCACCGCGGGCCCCCUCUCGCUCCUCCAGACCGCCACGCGCACACACACCCAAGUGCUGAUUUCGUGCCGGAACAACCGCAAGCUGCUGGCGCGCGUCAAGGCCUUCGACCGCCACUGCAACAUGGUCCUCGAGAACGUUAAGGAGAUGUGGACGGAGAAGCCUAAGGGCGGCAAGGGCAAGGGUGUCAACAAGGACCGGUUCAUCAGCAAGAUGUUCCUGCGUGGUGACUCCGUCAUCCUCGUCCUGCUGAGCUGAGCAAGCUUCUCAACCUCGCCAUGUACCUUCCGCGUGACAUGCUCCCCUAAAUCUCGGCGUCCGGGGGAGGUCAAAAGAAGUCGUGGCUCUCUUCCUCCGAGGAUCUUUGUCUAAAAAAUGCCCAGAUGAAAGGCUAUCGUUGAUUUGAGCGUUUUCGGCAAAUGCCAUGGGGAAAAGUCGGAGUGGGGCCAUGACUUUCUCAUUUGAUACCCUGGUGUUCGUUUGGCUUGCUCGAAAGAUGAAAAGGACUCCUCUCAGGGUCAUAUUGGGGUUCCAUGGGUUGGGGGAAGGGGGUCCAGCCACCCUUCCUACCCCCCCAAACCCGGGAGAUUUCU
Messenger RNA from Aspergillus japonicus CBS 114.51, 880 nucleotides. RefSeq names its product small nuclear ribonucleoprotein Sm D2. The record is from RefSeq and is a predicted model, not a curated record. Gene Ontology annotation, biological process: spliceosomal snRNP assembly; RNA splicing. The transcript is spliced from 4 exons. The coding region runs from base 198 to 545 and encodes 115 amino acids. Gene Ontology annotation, molecular function: RNA binding. Gene Ontology annotation, cellular component: U5 snRNP; U4/U6 x U5 tri-snRNP complex; U1 snRNP. NCBI's taxonomy places the organism in Eukaryota, Fungi, Ascomycota, Eurotiomycetes, Eurotiales, Aspergillaceae.